CAAAAAGCCCAGGCACAGUACGGGUUAUUUAUUCCAUUUGUGUGUUUGGUUUUUACAUCAUAUAGGCUACAGCCUGGCAAAUCUAUACGGCACCUUCAAAAUGCUAGACCAGGAAGAUGCAAGUAGGCAGCUUGGAUAACACUUGAAAGAAUGGCAAAAGCUUUGCUGUGAGGAAGAAUUUCCCUGCUGAGCUCCUAUUGCCAAAGGAUAUUUACCUGGCGCCCUGACAAGAUCUGUUAGAAAGACCCCUUCCUCCCUGCUUGUAUAUGGCAAAGUUUCUUGCAGAGCUCCUCGGCUGCACAUUGCCGGACAAGGGCACCUCUUCCAUGUUUGAGUCCAGAAGUCAGUCCCGUAUUGGCCUGAAGCAAAGCACCAAGCAGAAGACCACAACGUUCAGCACUUUGGCCAAUGAGAAAUCCUUAUCUGACCGCAAAUGGGAAAGUAUGCCACAAACGCCUCCCUUUGCAGCUAUGUUUGACAGCAGUGGUUACAACAGAAACCUGUAUCAGUCAAAAGAGGACAACUGUGGAGGACUCUAUUACCAUGACAACAAUCUCCUGUCAGGGUCUCUGGAAGCCCUCAUCCAGCACUUAGUACCCAAUGUAGAUUACUAUCCUGAUAGAACAUACAUAUUCACCUUCUUGCUCAGUUCGCGGCUGUUCAUGCACCCGUAUGAACUAAUGGCCAGGGUUUGCCAUUUGUACAUGGAGCAUCAGAGACUAAGCGAGCCCGGGACUGACAAGAGCCGGAUACGAAAAAUUGCACCUAAAAUCCUUCAGCUGUUGACUGAGUGGACAGAGACGUUUCCAUAUGAUUUUCGAGAUGAAAGAAUGAUGAGGAACCUGAAGGAGUUGGCGCAACGAAUAGCCAAUGGCGAUGAGAUGUAUCGGAAGAACGUACAGCAAAUCAUCCAGAGCCUGAUCCGAAAACUUGCCUCUCUUAGCCAGUAUGAAGAAGUACUUGCAAAAAUCAAUGCAACAUCCACAGAUCGACUGACAGUCCUGAAGAUCAAACCUCAGUCCAUACAGAGGGACAUAAUCACUGUCUGCAAUGACCCUUACAUGUUAGCCCAGCAGCUGACUCACAUAGAGCUGGAGAGGCUGAAUUACAUUGGACCAGAAGAAUUUGUCCAGGCGUUCGUACAAAAGGAUCCUUUGGACAAUGACAAGAGCUGUUAUGCUGAUCAAAAGAAGACCCGUAAUCUGGAAGCCUAUGUAGAAUGGUUUAACAGACUCAGCUACUUAGUUGCUACCGAAAUCUGCAUGCCUGUGAAGAAGAAGCACAGAGCAAGAAUGAUAGAAUAUUUCAUUGACGUGGCUAGGGAGUGUUUUAACAUUGGCAACUUUAACUCCUUAAUGGCGAUUAUUUCUGGUAUGAACAUGAGUCCGGUCUCCCGGCUAAAGAAAACCUGGGCAAAAGUCAAGACAGCCAAAUUUGACAUUCUUGAGCAUCAGAUGGACCCUUCUAGCAAUUUUAACAAUUACCGAACCGCUCUGCGUGGGGCAGCUCAGAGGUCCUUGACGGCGCAUAGCAACAGAGAGAAGAUCGUGAUACCUUUCUUCAGUCUCCUAAUCAAAGACAUUUACUUUCUCAACGAGGGCUGUGCCAAUCGCCUUCCAAAUGGCCAUGUCAAUUUUGAAAAAUUUUGGGAGUUAGCGAAACAAGUGAGUGAGUUUAUGACAUGGAAGCAAGUGGAGUGUCCGUUUGAGAGGGAUCGGAAGAUCCUGCAGUACUUGCUCACUGCCCCAGUCUUUAGUGAAGAUGCACUUUACAUGGCUUCCUAUGAGAGCGAAGGUCCUGAGAAUCACAUUGAAAAAGACAGAUGGAAGACUCUAAGGUCAACACUUUUAGGCAGAGUUUAACGUGUGAGAUGCCUGCUGCACCUACCGCUACUGUGUGAUGUGGACUAGGAAGGGACCCGCUUUGAUUUAUUUUGUUUGUGUACUGAAUGGCAUUGAAGUGAUGGAAACUGUGCAGCCAAUUGAGAAGACAUGUCAGCAAAGAUAAAAACAAGUUAACUCAAGAACAAACAGGCACCUUCUCAGAUCGGACAGAUCAGGUUAAAUCACAACUCAUUUGGCUAUUGAUUGAGGACAAGAAUGGCAGAAUCCUUUGAAGAUCUCAAAUUCCUUGUAUGAAUCAUUUCAUAACACUUCGAUGGGAUUUUUCUUCUUGUUUUGUUGGAGCUUGCUGCUACUAAGACUUUCAUGGUUUGGUACUGGAUUAUAGGGCUUUCCAUUCCUCCAGCUGAAUCCCGAAUCUGCAUUAGAAGAACUUCCACUCCCAAUAUGCUGAAUAUAGCCAGGAGCUCCGCCUGAGUCAGCAUUGCCAAGAAGGGAUAGGACUGGAUUAAAAAAAGCAAAAAACCUGGCUGCUGGGGAGACUCCCCCCACCUCCCAUUUUAAUGAUAGUUAUUUUUUUGUUUGUUUUUCCAUAAAGUUUUUGAGUUGGCUGCUGGUUGGCAAACUCAUUGUGAUUCUAAGUUAUAUUUUAAAAAAUUAAUAAUAGAAUCAGUGCUGUGGUAGGAAAUUCAGGCACUAGAAAAAUACAGUAACUAUGUAGCUGGACUAUCUUGCAUCUUCUAGUAAGGUGUUUUGGUUUUUUCUUUCAACUGUUUGCCACCUUUUUCUAAACAUUCUUAUAUUUUUACUGUAGCCUUUUAUUACUCUACAUUUCCAUACUUGAUGGCUACUUCCUGUAUUAAAUUGAGCAAUCUGAUUGCUUUUGUUUUCUUGAAUUCUACUUGUGAAACCACUGCACAGGCUGCAUUACAAAUAAUAUCAAAUUCCGUGUUAUUUAAGUCGUCAUUUUUACAAUUGCUUUUUUUUGUAUAACAACUGGAGUAUGUAAUCCAGUUUGACUGAAAUGAUAAGAUGCCAAGAAACAAAAAAAGAUUUCUCUUUGACUACAGCUGUGAACAAAAACAAUCUUCUUUGUGUUUGCUUCCUGAAUUAUCAUUGUUAUGACUGUGAAAUAGCUCACUUUGUUACACAUCUAAUAUGUCUGUUGUCACUUCAAGUACUUAGUCACUGUAUUUAUCCUAGGAAAAAUCCUGGGGAAUAAAGAUAAACCGUAGAUUUAGUCUGCCCUGGAUGGGAAGUCACAUGCUAAACAAAGGGACAGGUUUGUAAAUACCAUGCCACUAUUUAAAAAAUGGAAAAAAAUAAAAUCCUGUAUUUAUGUUGCACUGCAUCUCUCUAGACUUUCAGAUGUGCCUACAGUGUGCCCUUCUAAGCUACCAAUGUAGGACCUGGCUUGGGACAACAUUGAAAUAUGUGCUUCAGUCCAUCCUGAUUCAGACAAGCAAUGAAACACAUGCACAAGGAUAAGCACAUGUAUAAGCCCCGUUUCUGGAUAGGGAAGCUGUCCUGAAUUGCCAGCUGCUGAAUGGUACAAGGUGUUGGAAAGGACUGAUUGGUAUAUUUUAAUGGGGCCAGAUAUUAAAAUGCAAGGAACUUAGGUGGUGAAGGGAGGGUUUUUUGAGAGAGUUGGUGGGAGGAGGGAGGAAGAUAUUGGAGCUUUCCUAUUAGUCUGUCUCUUUUUUCUCCUUUUGUUCAUUCCUUCAAGCAGGGGCGAUCUCCUCUGAGACUAGCAAACAGCUUCCAGCCAUCAUCAGCUGACGUCUUGUCAGGACUUGUGAGGAACCUUGAAACGUCCAAGGCAUUUUAUAUUUCUAAUGUUAGAAUAUUGGGAACACUGUUACAGUCUUCCCUUUUUAAAUACAAUGACAUGACGAUGUGAUCAUAAGAUGAUUCAAGGAAGGAAGUUUCCAUUUUGAACCACUUGCUGCCUGCAGACACCCACUCUUUUUUUGAUUUUGAUUGCAGGAAAAGGCAGAGAGGAAUGAGGGGCUAACUUAACUGUGAAAAUAAUUGAUACGUUCCCCUCCUUUAUUGUGUAACACAGCUAGACUCCUGGGCUGGCUUAGAUAUGCAUUUCUAAUUUAUGUAGUUGGAAUGAAGCCUUUGAAAAUAAGAGAAGAAAUAGCAUUAA
Molecule: messenger RNA, 3993 nt
Organism: Gopherus flavomarginatus (Mexican gopher tortoise)
Lineage: Eukaryota; Metazoa; Chordata; Testudines; Testudinidae
Gene: RASGEF1B
Product: RasGEF domain family member 1B
Exons: 16
Coding region: 267-1862 (531 amino acids)
Biological process (GO): Ras protein signal transduction; positive regulation of GTPase activity
Cellular component (GO): plasma membrane
Molecular function (GO): guanyl-nucleotide exchange factor activity
Source: RefSeq, a predicted model, not a curated record